GACAUGAUGCCACUGGGCAGCCCUUUUAAAGAGAAAAGCUAGAAACGGAGCAUACAGCUUGGUACAGUAGCCCUGUUCAGAGGAAGUGGAAAUCUGUGAACAGUCAUUUCAAAACAAACAUGAGUGAGAGACAAGGUUCUGGAGCAGCAAACGGAAAAGACAAGACAUCUGGUGACAAUGAUGGGCAAAAGAAAGUUCAAGAGGAUUUUGAUAUAGACAUGGAUGCACCAGAGACAGAGAAGGCUGCAGUGGCAAUACAGUCUCAGUUCAGAAAAUUCCAGAAGAAAAAGACAGGCUCCCAGUCUUAGUAGCUACCUCACCGUUUCAGCAUCACUACUUCCUGGUCUGACAGGAAAUGAAGAAACAAAAAACAAACAAAAAACCCUAGAUGCAUGUACAGAAAUUAUCACUAUUUAAAACUCCAUUGGAAGGUAUUAAAAUUAUAAAGCUUAUUGCGUGGCAUAAUCUCUGUGUAAUUCCAUUCUCAUUGCUUCUGUAACUCACCAUUUUACUUAAUGUUAAAAUAAAAGGUUAGGAUGCAGUUA
Molecule: messenger RNA, 545 nt
Organism: Sphaerodactylus townsendi
Lineage: Eukaryota; Metazoa; Chordata; Lepidosauria; Squamata; Sphaerodactylidae
Gene: PCP4
Product: Purkinje cell protein 4
Exons: 3
Coding region: 120-308 (62 amino acids)
Cellular component (GO): cytoplasm
Molecular function (GO): calmodulin binding; calcium ion binding
Source: RefSeq, a predicted model, not a curated record